AUGAAAUCCCGAUGGAACACAGUGGUUACUAUCCUGCUGAUAGUUCCGCUGCAGACGUUUCUAAUCGACGCAAAAGCCGUUAUAGAUCAAAAGGCAGAAGAAACCCUUAAUAUUAACAUACCAGACCAAGUGCAAAAACGUAUCGGUUAUGACUACCCUGCCCCAGCUGCACCUAUAACGUUUGACGAGCAUCAGCAUCAUGAAGCGGAAGCUCUGCCUCUGUUACAACAUGAAACUUUACUCGAUCAUCACCACGAUCACGAUGAACACCACCAUUUUGACGAUCACCAUCACCACGAAGAACACAAUGACCCUGGGUAUUGGAAAAAGAAGUUAAUUUGGAAAGAAGGCUGGAAAAAGAUAUGGAAACCAGGCAAGAAACAAAUUUGGAAACCAGACUGGAAAAAGAUUUGGAAACCGAUCUGGGUGCCGACAGAAAUACCAGUCUGGAAGGAUAUUCAGGUUCCGGCAUGGAAGCAAAUCUGGAAGCCUGUGUGGAACGAGAUUCAGGUGCCAGCAUGGAAAGAAAUACAGGUGCCGGACUGGAAGAAAAUCUGGAAACCUAUCUGGGUACCGAUAAAGGUGCCCGCAUGGAAGGAGAUACAGGUACCUGCAUGGAAGCAGAUUUGGAAACCAGUAUGGAAAGAAAUCCAGGUUCCCGAUUGGAAGGAAGUUCAUGUCCCCGCUUGGAAGCAGUACUGGUAUCCGGAAUGGAUCAAAAUAGGCGUCCCCGGUGAGAAGUAUCUCGGCAAAGAUCAUGACGGUUGGGAAUAUACCAGUCAUGAUCUAUGGAAGAAAAAGCUUGUCUGGAAAUCGGGAUGGAAGAAAAUUUGGAAAACCGAACAGAAACAAAUCUGGCGCACGGAUAAAAAGUUGGAAUGGAAAUCGGCCUGGAAACAGAUUUGGCAUCAGGCUAAGAAACAGGUAUGGGUAGAGGAUAAAAAGCUCGGCUGGAAGGAAGCUUGGAAACAGAUAUGGCGCACGGAGAAGAAACAAAUCUGGGUACCGGAGAAGAAACUCGAUUGGAAGGCCGCAUGGGUACAGAUUUGGAAGCCAAGCAAAAAGCUAGUCUGGGUGCCAGACAAGAAACUCGAAUGGAAGGAAGCGUGGAAGCAGAUAUGGGUGCCAGGCUGGAAGGAAAUUUGGUUACCAGCCUGGAAGAAAAUCUGGAAACCAGUGUGGAUAUCCGAGUGGUUCCCCUCACCCGAUCAUCACGAUCAUCACCAUCACGAAGAAAUUGAACACGGUUGGGAUCGAAAGGAUGGCACGAACUCGAAGUUGUUGUUCAAGCGCAGUGAAGCAGAGACCGCCCAACCGAAAGCUGUUGAAGGCCAACUUCCGGAAGUGUCUGCAAACAUUACACCAGCGGUGGUCAAAACAGAUAACACAGAAAACAAAUCAGAUUUUCGGUUUCCAACCUAA
Molecule: messenger RNA, 1422 nt
Organism: Anopheles marshallii
Lineage: Eukaryota; Metazoa; Arthropoda; Insecta; Diptera; Culicidae
Exons: 2
Coding region: 1-1422 (473 amino acids)
Source: RefSeq, a predicted model, not a curated record